AUGAUAGCAAAGAAUUUGACGAUAAAAGAUCGCUAUAACAUCAGAGGUAUUAAAUUUGAUGAUGCUUUAGACUUUAAACCAAAGAAAAAAACAACCUUGAAGGAUCUUCUAAGUAUUAAGGAAGAGAAACCAUCUCCAUGCAACAUUGUGAAAUAUGGAUUGAAAAGCGAAGUUUCAGCAAAGACUAUGGAGAAAGAUAACACUCUUAUUUUCAUAUGUGAUGUUACAGCAACGAAACCAAUGAUAAAAACUGCAAUUGAGGAGCUUUAUGGUGCAAAAGUUAUGAAAAUCAACACUUUAAAUAUUUUCAAGAAGUAUGCAAAGAAGGCCUUUGUGAAAUUUGCAAAAGAAGGUGAAGCAGUCGAGGUUGCUACUAAAGCAGGAAUUCUAUAA
Molecule: messenger RNA, 393 nt
Organism: Vittaforma corneae ATCC 50505
Lineage: Eukaryota; Fungi; Microsporidia; Nosematidae
Exons: 1
Coding region: 1-393 (130 amino acids)
Biological process (GO): ribosomal large subunit assembly; translation
Cellular component (GO): ribosome; cytosolic large ribosomal subunit
Molecular function (GO): structural constituent of ribosome
Source: RefSeq, a predicted model, not a curated record